AUGACCACAAGUACAAGCUUUCAUUGGACAGCAAGCAAUGGAAACUUCAUGACCAAGACUGUUGAUGAAGCUAAGGUUCUUAUUGAGAAUCUUGCAGCUAGUGAUUGUAACAACUGUCCUGAUUAUGACCGCUCAAGCCGCACCACUACUAGCUCCCCUGAUUCUUUUCAAAUGACUGAACUCAAGAACAUGAUGGCUCAAGUUCUUAAGGGACAGCUCAAGCAUAUCAAUGCAAUAGAAGGGAUGAGUGAUGCUAAUGAAGAUUCAUCAAGAGAAUGCAUGGGAGAUUUCUCUAAUGAAGCCAAUGAAGAAGAUGUGAACUACAUUGGAAACUAUGGGAACAAGGGAUACAAUCCAAGCUAUCGCCCAAACCCCAACAUGUCUUAUAGAAACCCCAAUGUGGAGAAUCCUCAAGACCAAGUGUAUCCUCCAAGGUAUCCACAACAACAAAGACCUCCUUACCAAUCUCAAGGAAGUCAAUUUCAGCCAAGGCAAGGAUAUGAGCAGAGAUCAUCAUAUCCGCCCAAGGAGCCAUAUGCUUCUUCACCAAAUCAAGCUCCUCCAAACCAACAAGGUGGGAGAUUUGAAGGAAUCCUCCAACAGAUCAUGGAUGGCCAGAAGAGAAACACUAAAGAGAUGUAUGAGAAGAUGGACACUUUGUUCAGCAAUCUCAACACCAAGUAUGAUGCUGUUGCCACUCAUGUGAAGAAACUAGAGACUCAAGUCACUCAAACUAUGGAAGCUGUUAAGAGACAGGAAGCUGAAUCCAAGAAGUCCUUUUGCAACUCAGCCGCCAUAGAAGAAAGAUUUGAAGACCAAGUUCCAGAAUGGAUGCUUUCAAAACCUACUGUUGAUUGCAUGAUUUGGCCUGAAGAGAAUUACCCAGAGAGAGAGUCCAAUCGAGCUAGAAAGAGAAGACUCUUCCCAAAGAUUAUCCCCAAGACAGAUAACUCAGGAAAGUUUGUUGUGCCUUGUAUCAUCAAAGGUAACAUUCUUGAGCAAUCUUUGUGUGACACAGGAGCCAAUGUGAACAUCAUGUCUAAGAGGAUAGCUGACAAGAUAGGCCUCACCAAGAUAGAGCCAUCAUCCAUCUCCAUCAACUAUGCUGAUUCAUUCUCACAAACCCCUAUGGCUUUGUGCCUAAUGUGA
This is a messenger RNA of Microthlaspi erraticum, 1149 nucleotides long. Lineage: Eukaryota; Viridiplantae; Streptophyta; Magnoliopsida; Brassicales; Brassicaceae. The record is from the annotation of a GenBank genome assembly.